UCGGACACAUAGGUAGGCUUUGAGUCACAGUGCCGUUAUUGCAAGGGCUCGUAAGGGUAGUUAAGCAUGGAUCGUCGCGGAAAAAUCGCUGUCAGAACCAACUAGCUUGCAGAAAUCCGAGGUGUUUGGGAGGCGGUUGUUUCGGCUGUGCUCCCUGUUUCUCACCCUCCGUCUGGGUGUACUGGUGGCUUUCUGGAGCUGCCCCCCAGGUGUCAGCCCUACCUUCCAGCCCGCAGCCUGCCGCUGGGUUACAGCCUGUCUUCUCUCUGAGUCUGAGUGUUUCCUGCAGUGAGUGCUCCAGAGCAUCCUCCUUGCUUUCCCUUGCACCCAUACAUCCUGCUCGUGCUCUUGGAGUGAUGCUUGGUCCCACCUGCAUCACUUCUUCCUCAACCUCUCGUUACUUUGCCGUGCCCCUACUUGCCACCCUCGGUGUUCCUCCUUCCAUGGCUGCUUUUCAAAGUUAAUGCAGGGAGGUAAGCAUAGAAUCAUAGAAUGGCCUGGGUUGAAAAGGACCACAGUGAUCAUCUAGUUUCAACCCCCCUGCUAUGUGCAGGGUCGCCAACCACCAGACCAGGCUGCCCAGAGCCACAUCCAGCCUGGCCUUGAAUGCCUCCAGAAAAGGGGCAUCCACAGCCUCCUUGGGCAACCUGUUCCAGUGCGUCCCCACCCUCUGUGUGGAAAAACUUCUUCCUAAUAUCCAACCUAAACCUCUGCCCUUGUCUGCAGACUGGAGAUCCGAAGCCCCAUGGCUGUGCUGGUGGCUCUGAGAUACGGCACAUGUGCAGGCUGGGACAGGCCUUGGCCUGUGUUUGACAGAUUUGGUUCUGUUUCGGAACAUGUAUGUAUUAAACAGCGGAGAAGGACAGCUGAAGGGGUAGGAUGGCAGUGUGCAUGCAGUGACUGUACCCAGCCUUUGCUCCUCGUCUCAGUGCUGCUGUCCAGACCCCGAUGUUACACAAAGGUAAAUCACAGGCAUGCACGUGGCUGGCACCAGCCCCAAAGCAGGUGCUCACGCAGCCUGUGCUGCCCUGCAGGAGGCAUGGGCGGGUGGCGGGGGGCUGGCACGGCAGCGACUGCCCGGAGACAGCCAUGAGAGCACGGAGCAGCUGACAGGAAAAUCAGAUUUCUGUAGUUGGUGUGUACGUCUGCUGCCUCUCCUCCCACCCGUUUGCUCUCCUUGCAGCAAGGCUUGGAAACGUCGGCUGAUCUCCCAACGAUCUUCUCUGGAGACUUUGGAGGACAUAGAGGAAAAUGCCCCACUACGCAGAUGUCGGACUCUCUCAGGAUCACCCAGACCAAAGAACUUUAAGAAGGUUCAUUUUAUCAAGAACAUGAGGCAGCACGACACCAGAAAUGGCAGAAUAGUCCUUAUCAGCAGCAGAAGAUCCUUCUGUAGCAUAUUUUCAGUGCUGCCAUAUCGAGACUGUACCCAAGUCGGGGACAUGAAGUUGGAUGGUGGACGCCAGUGCCAUUCUACUGGAGUGUGUCUGAAGGAGAUCAUUGGUCUUGAAGGUGUGGAGCUCGGAGCAGAUGGGAAGACUGUUUCAUAUACACAGUUCCUGUUUCCAACCAAUGCUCUCGGAACUCGGAGGAACACAAUAGACUCCACCUCAUCCUUCUCCCAGUUCCGCAAUGCAAGCCAUCGUAGCCUUUCUUUGGCAAGAGCUAACAGCACCCAGGGGAGCAUCGAUGCAGGCAGUGACCUGGGAGACUACGUUGAAUAUGACCCAAAUCUUUUAGAUGAUCCCCAGUGGCCAUGUGGCAAACAUAAGCGGGUUUUAAUAUUUCCUUCAUAUAUGACCACAGUCAUAGACUAUGUGAAGCCAUCAGAUCUCAAAAAGGACAUGAACGAGACGUUUAAGGAGAAGUUCCCUCACAUCAAGUUAACCCUCAGUAAAAUAAGAAGCUUGAAGAGAGAAAUGCGCAAGCUUGCUCAAGAAGAAUGUGGUUUUGAAGAGCCCACGGUAGCCAUGGCCUUUGUCUACUUUGAGAAGCUCGCUCUCAAGGGGAAGCUGAACAAGCAGAAUAGAAAGCUUUGUGCUGGAGCCUGUGUUCUUUUAGCAGCCAAAAUUGGCAGUGACCUCAGAAAACACGAAGUCAAGCAUCUUAUAGAUAAACUGGAAGAGAAGUUCCGGCUGAACAGGCGAGAGCUGAUUGCCUUUGAGUUCCCAGUGCUGGUGGCCUUGGAGUUUGCUCUCCACCUUCCCGAGCACGAAGUGAUGCCGCACUACAGACGCUUGAUCCAGAACUCCUAGCACUGGCUGCCCUGCCGGGAAGGGACUCCGGACUGUUCCCACCUGGCUCUCCUGAGCUGCAGUUACUACUGGAAAUGCAAAAUCAGACUCCCUAACACUUCACACUCUCCCUCUCCGAACCAGUUUUUUCACCAACUGAUGGGAAACACUGCGUUGACGUAAGACUCAGCUUUGACAAAUUUACACGUCGUUCCUUUCUCAAAGCAGGUGGAGACUGAGAUGUUGGUACGUGGUUAACGUGCUGAAACUGGAUGGCAACUGACCUACCAGUGGGGGCUGCGGACCUACAAGCUGCCCGUCAUCAGUCAUACAAAAGCCUGAGGGGGCAGCCUCCAUUACCACCCCUCUGUCAAUCACACAAACCCUGAAAGCCCACUUGAGUGCAUUCUCAUAGUGCUUUUUUCUACAGACCUGCUGCAACUCGCAAAAGGACUCCUUAACGUCGUGACAAAGCUUUUAAAGAGGAUAUCUUCACUGUGUCAAAAAGAAUGUGCCAAUCUAUUUUUGUAUCAGCAAUUGAAAGUGCACUUUUUCCUGUGGGGUGUUUGUGUGUAGAUGUGUGUGUGUGCGCGCGAUGCAGACCUGACCUGUGUCCAUGUGGGUGGCUUUGCUGUUUCAGCCCGUAUCAGUUACUGAGGGGGAAGAUCAAGGUGACCUUUACGUGUUUACUUCUUGAAAAGCAUAACUACUGGAAAAGUGGUAAAUGGGAUCAUUUUUGGACGCUCGUUUUAUUGUUCUCUAAUUCUCUGAUCUUUCCGACAUCUUACCUUUGAAAGGAUCACACUACUAUCAAUCAGGAGAGAAGGAUCAGCAGCUGACCAUAAGUUUUCAGUCACGUUUGUGAUAAAGGUGAAAGCAUUGGUAUGAGAUUUCCAUGUCAUGUUUUUUAAAAGUAUCUUGUGUUAAGCCACAUGCUUAUUUUUAACCUUCGCACUUUUCCCACUGUGGAGAUGGUUAAGACUUGCACUCUGUAGUGUUGUAUUUCUGUGCUCUAUGUUAGAGUGCAUAAUAAGCACAUUUAUUGUGCUGUAUCUUAAAACAGUGUUUUAUUAAAAAAUAAAAACUAAAAGUAGGGCUCAGCAGUAUGACAGGUGUGUUAAGGCUCCAACAGCAGGGGCAUCAGCUGUUGUUCAACUUCUGUUUUCUUAAUGAAAAUUGACUGUGCAAAACCUACAGUCAGCACCCAUUUAAGUUAAGGGUCCCGUUCCUUUCGGCAUUUCGAUACUGGAGUUUCACGUGAAGCCUUCCUGCAACUCCCACGGCUCUGACUGGAUGCCCAGAGGCUGCUGUGUGCACACUGUGCUGUGCUCACGGGCAUCACUCAGCCGGUGGCAUUCUGGGCUUCGCACCCGUGUCCAAUCUCCUCCUGCACGGGAUCACUUCCCAGGCCUUGCCCUCCACGUGCCCCACGCAGAUCCUCUACAGUCAAAUCUUCACAUUUUUGAUAUCUUUUAAAUAAAUCUCAACCGUGAGAUUGUAGCUGAAGCCUUACCUCUGUAAGUUGGGGAGUGCUUGCUCAGAGUAUGGGAAGGGCUUGUGAGCAGAACGUUGAGAGGUGGGACGUGUCAGAGGAUGUACACACACUAAUGCUUACUUUCUUUCACUCUUCCUUUAACCGGUUUUAUUACUUCCUUUGGUUAGGCCAGGAAACAUCCAGUUUCUUUACCAGCUUCGACUCCUUUAAAUUCUAGUACGAAAAAUGCCUGCAUACGAUCGCUCUCUAGGAUCUGGAAAGGGUAUGUGAAAUGUGUCAGGACAAAUGGGAAUUCGUCUGAUGCUGUUGCUCUCCCUCCAUUUUAAGGGGGAGGCUCACUGUGCUGGCUUACAAUUAUUACUAAUACUUAUCUAAUUACUGAUUAGAUACAUUCCAACGGGACUGGGGUUGGAUGAACAGAAAAGUGUGCGCUUCCCUCCCCAGCGCAGCCCCCCACUCCCACUGCCUCCCAGCCCCAGCAGCCCACGAGGAGAAGGGCCGAGUGCCCACGGCAGCACGGCAGCUGUCUGCAGACCACUGCGGUCAGCAGAUCUGCCCCAGGGCCUUCCGUCCUCGGCUGCGGCCCCCCCACCACAAUCAUGUAUAUACAUUCAAGAUUUGCUUCUGGUGGCAGAGAUCUGUUCCCAACGGCGACUGCUCAAAGCUAAGAGGAGGCUUGACCUUCUGCAAAGGUUCUGCCUUGUGCUUUUGAGUCUUGAUUUAUUAUUUUUUUUUUAAUGUUGCUUUAGAGUAUUGCAGGGAAAAAAAGCAAAUUGUGAUUGCAAGAUACGGACUAAAGAAUGGCAGUCUUACAGUAGUCUUUAGAGACGCUAUUGAAUCAUGCUGUCACAUCUUUUGUCUCCUGUGCUGCUACCCAAUCCCGAUCCACAGUUUACACAGAUUUCUGGGAGGAAAUCUGAUUGCUGGAGACCCUCUGCUUUUUGUUGUCAUUGUUGUCAUUGUUUUGGGGGCGGGAAAGGGUUUUGGAGUGAUGUUCAGUUACAGUUCCAAAGUGGAAUAAACACUUAAGAUGGUGGCAAUGUUGCACUGUUCACUUAGGAACGUAUAUAAAGCCAUAUGAUGCUAGAUCUCAAAGCACAAAGCGUGGUCAGUACAAUGAUGGUUAGGACAACGGGCAGCGUGUGCCCCCUUUUCUCCCGAGCCCUGGGAAAAUUCAGGCUGAAGUGAUAGAGGAAAUCUGUACCAAACAACAAACAAAAGUUGAUUGUUUGCCUUUGUCUUACAUGGUAACGAGUGCUGAUUUACAAAUGAUUUUAGAUUCAACUUCAAGUAGUUCGGGAAAUCAUCCAUUCCAUAUCACCUGUUCUGUUUUGAAACUGCAUACCAUACACUCUACCAUGCAGAGUUUUUUGCUUUUUCUAGAAAAAAUAAAUAAAAGUUAAAAAAAAAAAAAAAAUUGAACAACCCAGACUCUUUUCCACCAGUGACAGUCAGUAAAAUUACUCCGUUCUCUCA
Messenger RNA from Gallus gallus (chicken), 5205 nucleotides. RefSeq names its product Cdk5 and Abl enzyme substrate 1 (gene CABLES1). The transcript is spliced from 10 exons. NCBI's taxonomy places the organism in Eukaryota, Metazoa, Chordata, Aves, Galliformes, Phasianidae. Gene Ontology annotation, biological process: regulation of cell cycle; nervous system development. The record is from RefSeq and is a predicted model, not a curated record. Gene Ontology annotation, cellular component: cytosol. The coding region runs from base 975 to 2255 and encodes 426 amino acids.